Messenger RNA from Oenanthe melanoleuca, 517 nucleotides. It is a transcript of the gene CFAP141, whose product is annotated as cilia and flagella associated protein 141. The record is from RefSeq and is a predicted model, not a curated record. Bases 121 to 447 code for a protein of 108 amino acids. The transcript is spliced from 3 exons. Lineage: Eukaryota; Metazoa; Chordata; Aves; Passeriformes; Muscicapidae.
AUUACAGUAACUGGGAGGCUGUUACCGUAACCAGGGUGCCGGUUACUGCCCAGGUAUUCCAUGAACGCCAAGCUAUUCCAUUAACACCCUGGCCAUUGCAGAGUCCCCGUGGCACUGGCCAUGGCAGUACCAAACAGCCAGAGCUCCUCACUGCAGCAGGAGAUCAGACAGGGCAAGAGUUGGGAAGGUGGAAGCUGUCCUGGGAGCAGUAGCUGCAGGCAGGAGGCCAGGGAGCACCCAAAGUGCUGGGCAUCGUCCCUUGGGGUGCUGCAGUGCCUCAUGGAGCCGCGGCUGAAGAGGCGUGUGGACUUGGAGCUGCACCUGGCGGGCAGGGAGCAGGCACUGAUCCGCCGAGAUGCCCUGUGCCAGCUUAUCCUGGAUGAGCACCUACAGCACCAGCAGGAGCUGCACCAGCAGGGAAAAGCCUUCUAUGUGGAGCGGCUCUGAGUGCUCAGCCCAGUGUGUGGCACUGGCCUGGCACUGCCCAGCUCCUGACCGAGAGUAAAACACUUUGAGC